GUUGGAAUUUGCCCUUGACGGAUACCAAAAUGAUGAGUGACGCAAGUGACAUGUUGGCAGCGGCGUUGGAGCAGAUGGAUGGGAUUAUAGCAGGUUCUAAGGCCCUGGAAUAUUCCAAUGGGAUUUUUGAUUGCCAGUCUCCCACCUCCCCAUUCAUGGGAAGCCUUCGAGCUCUGCACCUUGUGGAAGACCUGCGUGGCUUGUUGGAGAUGAUGGACACAGAUGAAAAGGAAGGUUUGAGAUGCCAGAUCCCAGAUUCAACAGCAGAAACGCUUGUUGAAUGGCUUCAGAGUCAAAUGACAAACGGACACCUGCCCGGGAAUGGAGAGGUGUAUCAAGAAAGGCUGGCACGUUUAGAAAAUGAUAAAGAAUCUCUCGUUCUUCAGGUAAGUGUGUUAACAGACCAGGUAGAGGCUCAAGGAGAGAAGAUUCGAGAUUUGGAGUUUUGUCUUGAAGAGCACAGGGAAAAGCUGAAUGCCACAGAAGAAAUGCUGCAGCAGGAGCUUCUGAGUAGGACAUCCUUAGAAACUCAGAAGUUGGAUCUGAUGGCUGAAAUAUCUAACUUGAAGCUAAAACUAACAGCUGUAGAGAAGGACAGAUUGGAUUAUGAAGAUAGGUUCAGAGACACCGAGGGGCUAAUGCAAGAGAUCAAUGAUUUGAGGUUAAGAGUCAGUGAAAUGGACAAUGAAAGACUUCAGUAUGAAAAAAAGCUGAAAUCAACCAAAUCUUUAAUGGCCAAACUUUCUAGCAUGAAAAUCAAGGUGGGUCAGAUGCAGUAUGAAAAGCAGCGGAUGGAGCAAAAAUGGGAGUCACUGAAGGAUGAACUGGCAUCUUUAAAAGAAAAACUGGAGGAGAAGGAAUCUGAAGUAAAAAGGCUACAAGAAAAAUUGGUGUGCAAGAUGAAAGGAGAGGGGGUGGAAAUUCUUGAUCGAGAUAUUGAAGUGCAAAGAAUGAAAAAGGCUGUGGAGUCUUUGAUGGCAGCAAAUGAAGAAAAGGAUCGAAAAAUAGAAGAUCUUCGACAGUGCCUGAAUAGGUACAAGAAAAUGCAAGAUACGGUGGUACUGACCCAAGGCCAAGAUGGCGACUUUGAAGAUCUGCUCACUUCUGGUUCCAUCUCCACUUUGCUGGAUGCGCAGGGUUUUAGUGACCUGGAGAAAAGUCUAUCCCCUACACCAGUCAUGGGAUCUCCCAGUCGUGACCCAUUUAACACAAGUGUUCCGGAAGAGUUCCACACCAGCAUCUUGCAAGUUUCAAUCCCUUUAUCAUUGCCAGCAUCUAAGGGCUUGGAAGCUUCUGAAAAAGCAAAAUUGCCUCCUCAACCAGAGACUUCAUUUGAAGAAAGCGAUGGAAAAAUAAUCCUUGGUGCUGCUGUUGAAACCGAGCCUUGUGAUAGUCUUUCAACUUCAAGUCUGCACAAGUCCAGCAGCCUGGGCAAUCUGAAGAAAGAGUCAUCAGACGGGGAAAAGGAGUCUGUUCAGAAGCCUUCAGAGGAUAAAGCUCCAGUAGAAAGCAGCCUGUUUGGGAGCCUCCCUCCGAAAUCUCCAGGACAUGAUGCCUCCGUGGACGACAACCCUUUUGGCACUCGGAAAGCUAGAUCUUCCUUUGGGCGUGGCUUUUUUAAAAUAAAAAAUAACAAGAGGACUGCGAGUGCACCAAACUUGGCUGAAACAGAGAAGGAGACAGCUGAGCACCUAGAUCUGGCUGGUGUAUCUUCCCGGCCAAAAGAUUCACAGGGAAGCAGUCCCUUCCAGAUAUCUCCACCAUCGCCGGAUUCCAAAAAGAAAUCCAGAGGUAUCAUGAAACUCUUUGGAAAGCUUAGGAGAAGUCAGUCAACUACAUUCAACCCAGAUGACAUGUCUGAGCCCGAAUUCAAAAGAGGAGGGACAAGGGCAACUGCAGGACCGCGACUGGGUUGGUCUCGAGAUUUGGGACAGUCUAACAGUGACUUGGAUAUGCCAUUUGCCAAAUGGACCAAGGAGCAGGUUUGCAAUUGGCUUGUGGAACAAGGCUUGGGGUCCUACCUGAAUUCUGGCAAGCACUGGAUUGCAUCUGGCCAAACCCUUCUGCAGGCUUCUCAACAAGAUCUGGAGAAGGAACUUGGAAUUAAGCAUUCACUUCAUCGAAAGAAACUCCAGCUGGCACUGCAAGCCCUGGGGUCCGAAGAAGAAACCAACCAUGGAAAGCUGGAUUUCAACUGGGUCACUAGAUGGUUGGAUGAUAUUGGUCUCCCCCAGUACAAGACCCAGUUUGACGAAGGACGGGUAGAUGGUCGAAUGCUCCAUUACAUGACCGUUGAUGACUUACUGUCUUUGAAAGUCGUGAGUGUGCUACACCAUCUCAGUAUCAAAAGGGCUAUCCAGGUCCUGAGGAUCAAUAACUUUGAACCCAACUGUCUGCGGAGGCGGCCCUCUGACGAGAACAGCAUCACCCCAUCAGAAGUUCAGCAGUGGACCAACCAUCGGGUGAUGGAGUGGCUGCGCUCCGUGGACUUGGCAGAAUAUGCCCCCAAUCUCAGAGGCAGUGGUGUCCAUGGUGGACUCAUGGUUCUAGAACCUCGUUUUAAUGUAGAAACAAUGGCUCAGUUAUUGAACAUCCCACCAAGUAAGACCCUCUUGCGAAGACAUUUGGCUACUCACUUCAACCUUCUGAUCGGUGCUGAGGCCCAGCACCAAAAGCGUGAUGCCAUGGAGUUACCAGAUUAUGUACUUCUAACAGCCACUGCCAAAGUGAAGCCAAAGAAACUUACCUUCAGCAAUUUUGGGAAUCUGAGAAAGAAGAAACAGGAAGAUGGGGAAGAAUAUGUUUGUCCAAUGGAAUUGGGACAGGCAUCAGGAAGUGCCUCUAAGAAAGGAUUUCAACCUGGAUUGGACAUGCGCCUAUAUGACGAAGAUGAUUUGGACCGGUUAGAGCAGAUGGAGGAUUCAGAAGGGACGGUGAGACAGAUAGGGGCGUUCUCUGAAGGCAUCAACAAUCUAACACACAUGUUAAAGGAGGACGACAUGUUUCGAGAUUUUGCCGCCUGUUCCCCCAGCGCCAGCAUUACUGACGAGGACUCCAAUGUUUAAGCCGAGCACUUGGUUGAGCAUGAGGAGCCCCUUGUCUUUUCUCCACCUGAUUUCUCAAACAGCUCGCAGAAGAUCUAACAAGCAGCAGAUUGUAUACGGUUUAUCAUUCCACCUUCUCAGAAGUGGAAAC
Messenger RNA from Odobenus rosmarus divergens (Pacific walrus), 3195 nucleotides. It is a transcript of the gene PPFIBP1, whose product is annotated as PTPRF interacting protein, binding protein 1 (liprin beta 1). The transcript has 27 exons. NCBI's taxonomy places the organism in Eukaryota, Metazoa, Chordata, Mammalia, Carnivora, Odobenidae. The coding region runs from base 30 to 3065 and encodes 1011 amino acids. The record is from RefSeq and is a predicted model, not a curated record. Gene Ontology annotation, biological process: neuromuscular junction development. Gene Ontology annotation, cellular component: presynaptic active zone. Gene Ontology annotation, molecular function: protein binding.